AUCGACACUAGAGAAGGACUGCAAAUACCGUUGAAGACAAAUAAUGCAGACCGCCGUUAUCAGCGGUGAUGGUAUUUGUGAUCUUCGUCCACAAUCGUCGCUCCUGCAGACGCGCGCGCUCCUCGGUCUGUGCGCGUGCACGGCGGUCACUCCGGAGCGUGCGCGUAUCGUCCCCAGCCUGCAUCCACCUUUACCGCAGUAAAAACGGAGCUACUAAGAUACAGCCUGCUGAGAAAGGAGCCGGAGGAUUCAUUACGGAUGCGCUGAGAAAACGAGCUCGCCCUCUGAAAGGACAUUAAAGGACACUGCGCUAAUGUACGCAAUUUAGAUCAGAGGGGGCAGGUAAAACUGGACAUCAUUAAGCAGCUGAAUUCCUUUAUCAGUGAUUUUUUUACGUUCAUUUUCGGCUUAAGCCUACCAGUAUUUCGACCUUUAUCGCGGUCGUCCUUCACUUAUUUACUGCACUCUCCCGUGAAUGUAUUUCUUAGAGCAAUAUUGCUGGAAUGUUUUUAGAUAGACAGACAUUAUAAGCACGUUUAAUUAACUAAUUAGUCUGUUCAGUCCGAAAACGUCGCAUGAAUGUCCGCAGAAUUAUUUAAUGAGGCAUGCGCCAGGGACAUAACCGGCUUUAAUUUUUCAUGAUUGGGCAUAAUUAGUGCCUUUAGCAGAACGCGUACGCAUAAACACGAAUAUUAAUACAUGGUAACGAUAUAUAGUUAUUUACAAGACAGAGAACAUUUAAGCGAAUUACAUUUCACUGGACGCUAUACUUUGCACUUUAUUAAGUUAUGAAUCAUUAAAGGGAAUGAAUAGUUGUAUGCUAGUUUGCUUUCUGUGCACUGAUGCCAGAAUCUCAGGGCGGUGAUGCUGAAAUAUCUGAUGGUGAGCUUCCUUCUCAUAUAAACGUAGCAUGCAAAAAUAGAGAUUUAUUUUACAGUGAUUAGAAAAAUAUCUUAGAGUAUAUGUCAUGUUCAAAAUAUAUACGUUUAUAAAAGCAAAACAGGCCUACAAAUAGAUAUCAGCAAUAAGGAAAGUAUGUAAUUGAUUAAACUGUGACUGAAUAAUAAGCCAAAGACCGAAAGAGAGCACUUUGAGAAAGGCGACUGAUUUUAAGUCACAUCACUGUUUGUUAACAGACUGCUUUGAAAUAUUUCGGAGCGUUAACUUAUUUUGCACAAUCUCCGCUCUUAGGCUGAAAUACGCCCCUGCACUUAGGGUGAAUUGUCUGCUAUUACUGACGUCGAAGGUCUAAAACAAUCAUUUGUCUUCCACUGUCUGCACAACCGAAAUUCUUUCUACACUUCCAGCUGUCCAUUGGAAUGUAAGUGAAUAUUUAUAAGCGAAAGAAAAUAAUUAAUUAAUAUAUUUAGGUCGGUGGCGUUACAGAGCGGAACUGUCAUUGGUGCGGGUUAGACUUACGUGUUUUUUAAUGGCUCAAUGAGGAACCUGCGCAGAGUCGGAAACCUGAAGUUUAGAGUUUAAUUACUGCAUCUUCAUAUUGUACAUUGAUGCACAAUCAUAAAUAAUAAUAGCAAGUUUUGUGGGGCCACUCUUCAAAGUGACAUUUCUGAUUUUACAAUCCAGCGGAUAUUCCUCUUGCGAGUUUGUUCUACUGUUUUUACAGCGCAAGGAAGGGCUACUUGGGGAAAAAAAAAAGUUUUUUUUUUCGUGAGAAUAGUCAAGGCCUGCAAAAAGGAGUUGCAUUCAAAAAGACUAGACAACGGUUAGGGAAAAAAUAAAAAGCCGAUAAGAAGAGCGGUGCGGCACUUUGGGAGCCGGUUCCCCUGCGGACUCUCCAGCUGGCGCUUGGCCGCGCGCUCCUCUGCCAUGUCGCCCCUCGGUAUGUCUGCACUGCGGCUGCUGCUCAUCCCGGCUCUGCUGUGUGCGCUGUACGCGUCCAUGUGCAAAGCCGCUUGUGCAGAGGUGGACUCAGACACACAGGCGGUGGCCGGCCAGGGCUUCAAGCUGGGCUGUAUCUCCUGUAAGCAGAGGGGAGAGGUAGAGGCAACCGCCAGAGUCAGCUGGUACUUCCGCCCCAAAGGGGAACACAGCUAUAUUCAUAUAUACAGCUAUGAGGAGGAGGUACCCUCCAUUAUGAAUGAACAGUUUGAGGACCGCUUGGACUGGAACGGCAGCAAGAACACGGCAGACAUCCAGGACGCUUCAAUCUACAUUCUCAAUGUCACGUUCAAUGACUCAGGAACUUACCGCUGCUUCUUCAACCGCAUCCUCUUCUACCCCUUCUAUGAGUUCCAAACCACAGCCACCAAAGUGGUCCACCUCUCCGUGGUAGCCAAAGCCACCAGGGGAGUGGCGUCCAUCAUCUCAGAGGUUAUGAUGUACGUGUCCAUUAUCGGGCUGCAGCUCUGGCUCCUGGUGGAGAUGAUCUACUGUUACAAGAAGAUCGCUGCAGCUGGAGACGAGGCACUAAGACAGAGCGCGGAGGAAUAUUUAGCUAUAGCCUCGGAGAGUAAGGAUAACUGCGCGGGGGUUCAGGAAGCAGAAUAGCACAGGUAUGUUUCCUGCACUCCUGUGACCCUGGCGGCAUUGUGGGGUGCAGUACGGCCCACUGAGGCGUUUUCUCCGAUCUCAGGAUUGACACGUUUACGAAGACACAUCGCUAACCCCCCUGCCAUCGCUUCCAUAGCUCUCCUUACCCCCAUCCCCUCAGCCCUACUUUAUUCAGUGUCUGUGGGGGAAUAAAUAAAGACAAUUUAUUCAUAUUUUUGAUGAACCUGGACCUGAAACAAUCUUGUUAGCAAACAUGGAUGACGAAUACAAAGCAGUGGCUGUUCGAGACACUUGAAUAGCAUGAUGUCACCAUUUCUGUAUGCCUGCAAACAGUGCUGCUGGAAUAGCUGUUCCUGUUUGAAUCCUACUGCAUAAUGUGCCCCUUACUGGACAGCAUGGCCAUGCAGUGUGACUGUAUAAUACUGUCCUAAGUUGUCGACUUGUAUAACUGUAUCUUGUCAUUAUGAAUUCUGGAACAGCUCUUUGCCACACAGCACUUUCAUCUUAUUUUAUGCUGAGCUUAACAGCCAGCCUUGGUAUUGCAAGAAUCCACAGAUUUGUAAGGCUUUAUAGGUCAUGCAGAUUUACUCAUGCAUUAACAAGCUCUGAAAGAAUAUUAUAGUAUGCAUAUGACUGUCAUCUGUUCAAUGCCAAGAGGUCAUUCAAAGGGAUCUUCCCUAGUGAUUCUAGGGUGGAUCUAAAUCUUGUACAACGCAGUCAAAAGCUCCUCUGCAUACGUAGCUUGAAUUGCACAGCCUAGUAGAUACCUUAGCCAUCUCUGUACAUAGGCUUCAGUGUCUCUCUGCCUUUUCUAGCAUGUCUUCUACUGUGAGAUGUUUCUAAUAUUAAACGUACUACACCUUAGUGCAGGAAUUACCUGCACCUAUCAGGGGGCAGCAACAUGAAUAGUUAAAGAAACAGGCAACAUAGUCAGAAUUAGACUAUGUACGCAUAGAUAUGUGAUUGUUCUCAAGGUGUGUCUUAACUGUAGAAGUUACCUAUUAUCUUAAAAGUUAUCUUGAAUUUUAUGUGUCAUUUGUAUUACAUGUUACCUGAAUUUCCCUUGCACUAGUUAGCUAGAUCAACCCAAUCAAAAGAUAUUCUGCUUAUAAAGGUGACACAUUUGACCAAGCAAUAAAAAGUAGAAUACUGUUAGACAAUGUGAUGAUUGCCAGGACCGUAGUACCAACAGCAAGACUUGAGGUGCAGUUACAUGUUUCUACCAAAAGGUGGCACGGUAUAACAGCAUGUUGUUUAAGAAACCUUUGCAGAUUAGGCACAGAGAAAUGGUGCAUGUGUGAAGGCUGUUACUUUGGGUUAUGAUCUGUAUCUCUCAAUGUAUGCAAAUAAAACACCUACUGACA
Messenger RNA from Brienomyrus brachyistius, 3875 nucleotides. RefSeq names its product sodium channel subunit beta-1-like. Gene Ontology annotation, cellular component: voltage-gated sodium channel complex. NCBI's taxonomy places the organism in Eukaryota, Metazoa, Chordata, Actinopteri, Osteoglossiformes, Mormyridae. Gene Ontology annotation, molecular function: sodium channel regulator activity. Bases 1828 to 2508 code for a protein of 226 amino acids. Gene Ontology annotation, biological process: regulation of heart rate by cardiac conduction; cardiac muscle cell action potential involved in contraction; sodium ion transport. The record is from RefSeq and is a predicted model, not a curated record. The transcript has 5 exons.